Telopea speciosissima is the source of this 1465-nucleotide messenger RNA. RefSeq names its product probable ribosomal RNA small subunit methyltransferase B. The record is from RefSeq and is a predicted model, not a curated record. Bases 152 to 1336 code for a protein of 394 amino acids. Gene Ontology annotation, molecular function: methyltransferase activity. Gene Ontology annotation, biological process: RNA methylation. The transcript is spliced from 10 exons. Lineage: Eukaryota; Viridiplantae; Streptophyta; Magnoliopsida; Proteales; Proteaceae.
UCCCUUUUCACCUUAUGUCAGUUUUCCCUCCAACAGGACCCCUGGUCCCUGGAUCGCCUUCAGGAAGCGUACAACUUCAAACAGCUCACUAGGGUUUCUUAACGGUUACUAUAAUAUGGAUCGAUUGAAGAGAUAAGCGGCUCCAUCUUUCAUGGACAGUAGAUGUAGUUUGCCCUUGCCUGAUGCAUAUCUUGAUUUUCUGAAAGAGAACGGGAUCGAUCCUGCAAUCUAUGGUAUAAGUGAUUCAAUUCCACGUUACAUAAGGAUAAAACCAGGUAGUGAAGAUCAGGUCCAAGAGCUUGAAGAUGAGAUCAAAUGUAAGCUUGAAAAAGUGGUUUGGUUACCGGGGUUCUUUUCCAUUCCGCCGUCUGUUCAGAUUGCCAACUUGAAGGCAUAUCAGGAUGGGAAGAUAUAUGGAAUGGAUGCAGCAUCUGGAGCUGCUGUUUGGGCUUUGAAUGUCUCAGCUGGAGAUCAUGUCCUUGACCUCUGUGCUGCUCCAGGUGCGAAGCUGUGCAUGCUCUUGGAUCUUCUUGGUAGCUCAGGUUCGGUGACAGGGGUUGAUGUUGCAAGACAUCGUUUAGCAGCUUGUCGAACGAUGGUACAAAAGUAUGCCUUGGGGGAUCACUGUCGGCUAUUUGUCGCAGAUGGAACAACUUUUUCACUCCUACCUUUGGGUACUCAGUGGGACGCUGAAUCAGGUGCAUCUGAAACUGAGGAGAAAAUGAAUGCCUUCAAGGAGUGGAUGUCUAGGAGACCGUGGAAAGAAAGAAAACGAGCUAGUAAAGCUAGGAAUAAUAAUGCUUCAGAAUUAGUCCCAGGGGCUCAAGAACCAGAGAUGAUAUUCUAUGGGCGAUGUUCAGGUGUGGUCGGCCUUACUAAAAAUGAAGCAUAUAAAAAUUCCAGGGACAAUGAAGCUUUGCGCUUUGGCUAUGACAAGGUGCUUGUAGAUGCAGAAUGUACGCAUGAUGGGUCAAUUCGGCACAUCCAAAAAUUUGAAUAUUGGGGCUGGAAAACACUUCAACGUCGAGUAUUGGAUGCACAGAGAACGGAUACCUUGACGCACCUCCAGUUACAACUUCUUACUAACGGUUUCAGACUGUUAAAGGCUGGAGGGUCACUUGUUUACAGCACUUGCAGUUUAACAACUGCUCAAAAUGAAGAUGUAGUGGAAAAGUUUCUUUCACAAAAUGCUUUUGCUGCAGAACUACAGGAGAUUGAUGCUGCCCAAAACUGGCCUUGUAGAAGCGGGCGGAUACCUAAUACCUUGCGAUUUGACCCUUCAACAUCUCAAACUAGCGGACUUUUUGUUGCAAAAUUCAAAAAAAUUGUCUCUUAGUCAAGGUUGUGCUUUUUGUACCCAAUUGGAAUUUUACUCUUAAUUUCUUGGCCUGAUUUUCGAUAAGAUGCUGUAUUUUUGUACCUAUUGCUACGGCUUUUAAUCUGAAAUCUUAUAACUUAUCAAUAA